GGGCGAGAUGAAAUGACCACGUUCUAGCUCUGGGCGAUUAGAUUAUGGCGUCCAUAAUUGUAUGAUUGGCCAAGCUAGUGAUCGAGGAAGGGGGUCCAAGAUGCGGAAGGGGUGUAAACGUUCAGGGAACGGCCAAAAAUCUCGCCGUCCACUGAAUAUGCGUCGAGGAUGUUUCAAAGGCAUCAGAAAACGCUGUUAUCAUCGCGUGGAUGCCCCAGAGCCUUCUAAAAAAAAUGCUAUGGUGUUCCAUAUGACUGAAAAGCAGGGAUGAAGUAUAAAGACGGGGAGGAUGCAGUGGAGCACGUAUAACGAGCUGAAGGUGGAGAAGUGGUGUCGAUGGUCUUUGCAUUGUUUUCCAAUGCACUGGACUGUUUGCAAUAAAUGUAUCCCGAUGAAAUGAUCAUUCUGGUCUCUAGGCUGGCCAGAAAGCUAAGAGCUAAAUAAGCGGGUAAAAAAAAGGAAAUAGCGGUACAGAAAAUAGGGACAAG
This is a messenger RNA of Serpula lacrymans var. lacrymans S7.9, 488 nucleotides long. RefSeq lists its product as uncharacterized. NCBI's taxonomy places the organism in Eukaryota, Fungi, Basidiomycota, Agaricomycetes, Boletales, Serpulaceae. The transcript has a single exon. The coding region runs from base 101 to 271 and encodes 56 amino acids. The record is from RefSeq and is a predicted model, not a curated record.